Messenger RNA from Plectropomus leopardus (leopard coralgrouper), 2501 nucleotides. It is a transcript of the gene lmnl3, whose product is annotated as lamin L3. Gene Ontology annotation, biological process: protein localization to nuclear envelope; heterochromatin formation; nuclear envelope organization. Gene Ontology annotation, cellular component: nuclear envelope; nuclear lamina. NCBI's taxonomy places the organism in Eukaryota, Metazoa, Chordata, Actinopteri, Perciformes, Serranidae. Gene Ontology annotation, molecular function: structural constituent of cytoskeleton. The record is from RefSeq and is a predicted model, not a curated record.
CUUAUUUAUGCUGCCUUGUCUCUGGCGGCUCCUUCACUUGUUCUCAGUGCGUCAACUCGUCAAAUGUGAUUAAUUUCAGCUGUGGACACCUUUGAUUCAGGAAAAAGACCUUUAAACGACACCUGAGGACCAGAUCCGUGUUUUCUGUGCGCCGCGAUGAUCUUUGAACUUUACCGGAGCGUUUAAAUGUCACUUUAAUUCACUGAUAUCAGGCCGGCUCGGAUGGGUGCACCGUUACCUGACUGCGGCCCACGGAUUGCUGUCUGUCUUUUACAGUAAACUAUCCGGAUCAGUUGUGGACGCAGACCGCAAGAAGUGCCUGCCACAGCACCACCAUCAUGGCCUCUGCCACCUCCACCCCCGCCGCCGCCUCCUCCAGCGGCCGCUCCUCCAGCCGCUCCGCCGGCCGCCGCGGCGCAGACCCCGGCCUGCCCUCCUCCAGCACCAGCCCCCGGCUGUUCCGCGCCCAGGAGAAGGAUGAGCUCCGGCACCUCAACGACCGGCUCGCUAACUACAUCCAGCGGGUCCAGGAGCUGGAGAGUGAGCGGUCAUCCAUAUUGUUCCAGCUGGAGGAGAAAGAUGAGUCCAAGAGCCGGGAGAUGGGCAACGUGCGGCGGCUGUACGAGGAGGAGUUGGCCGAUGUCAGGAAGUCUCUGGACGUCCUGGCCGGAGAGAGGGCCCGUCUGCAGAUCGACUAUGGGAACCUCUGCGAGGAGUACAGGAAACUUCAGGCCAGGAACCAGAAAAAGGAGAGUGAUCUGGCGAACGCUGUGGCCCAGUGGAGGAAAACUGAGGCGUCUCUGAGCUCCAAGGACGCCGAGUACACAAAGCUGCUGUCCGACAACAGAAGACUCAGCGAAGACUUCGCCGACCUGCAGGGUCAGCUGGAAAACGUGGAGGGCGCGCUGGCCGACACAAAGAACCAGCUGAGCUCUGAGAUCCUGCGGAGGGUGGAGAUGGAGAACCAGGUGCAAACUCUCAAAGAACAGCUGGAACUGCAGAGGAACAUCAGCGAGCAGGAGAUCAUGGAGAUCCGCAGCCGUCACGAGAGCCGUCUGGUGGAGGUCGACUCGGGACGACGGAGAGAGUUUGAGAGUAAACUGUGCGACACGAUGCAGCAGCUCCGCCAGGAACACGAGUCUCAGCUGCAGCAGUACAAAGAAGAGAUCGACAGGACCUUCAGUUCAAAGUUACAGAACGCCCAGCAAGCCGCACUGGAGAAAAACAACGCCGUGUCUUCCACCAAAGAUGAACUGGAAACCACCAAACUCCGAGUGGAGAGCCUCAGCUCCCAGCUGCAGCAGUACCAGAAAGAUAAAAUGCUGCUGGAGAGCCGCUCUCAGGAGCUGGAGCGGACUCUGGACCGGGAGCGGGAGGUUUGGCAGCAGAGACUCGGUCAGAAGGAGCAGGAGCUGCUGAACAUGAGGAGCCAGAUGUACACGCAGCUGGAGGACUACGAGAGCCUGCUGGAUGUCAAACUGGCUCUGGACAUGGAGAUCAACGCCUACAGGAAGAUGCUGGAGGUGGAGGAGCAGAGACUGCAUCUGUCACCGAGCCCCUCCCAGCACACAGCCAUCCCUCGAACACACGAACACAGCAGCCGAAAACUCAGAGGGAAGAAACGGAAACACGAGGGAGGCUCAGGCAGCUCGCCGGCCUAUAAGAUGUCCAGUCGUUCCACAGAGCACGGCGCCGUGAGCGUGGCGGAGGUCGACAUGGACGGAAAAUAUGUUCGACUGAGGAACAACUCUGAGACGGAGCAGCCGCUCGGUGGUUGGGUGGUUCGCAGGAUGUUCCCAGACGCUGGAGACAUCUCCUUCCACAUCCCGUCCCCCUGCGUCCUGAAUGCGGGACAGACGCUCACAAUCUGGGCAGCAGGUGCAGAGAUGGAGGCGGAUUCAGGGGACCUGAUCCUGCAGGGCCACAGGAGCUGGGGCCCCGUCACUGAUGUGAGGGUCAUUCUUCUGAACUCCAACCACGAGGAGAUGGCGGAGCGCCGUGUGUGUAUGCAGCACAGAGGGGAAGAGGAAACCGAACUGGAGUUCGAUGAAGAACUGGUCGCAGGCAGCGACAUCCAGCACUUUCGGAGACAGCCAAAGAGAAAGAAGAAGAAGUGCUGUUCUGUCUCUUGAGGUCAGAGCAGACGGCGCGCUGCACAGUAGGAUCUGUCGAAGGGGGAGAGCUGUGCCGUCAUGUGAUUGCUGCUGUCCGUGUGGAGAACCUGGACUGGCUCUGGCCUCUGAGUACAACCGUCCGCUGCUGAUCUGGUCUCAGGGCAACGAUCUCCACACUGACGAGCCACUUUGGGUCCCUGACGCGUCUGUCCGAGUGUGAAGAGCUCAGACUUUGCCUUAGAGCAACAGCAUCGACCUCAGUAAUCCUCCGUUUGAUUGGAUCGCUCUAACUGCACAACGUGUGAGCCUUUCCUUGAUUUGAUCUCAUUUAAAUGAAUGUGUGUGAAUUAAACUGUUAGCAUAAUAAAGUUAUAAAUACAGUUGUGA